GCGGCCCCCAGCAUCUGAGUGGGUGGUGCAGAGGUAUAGACCUGUGGACGUGAGGGCCCAGGGACACUGUCAGCAUGAAUUGGGCAUUUCUGCAGGGCCUCCUGAGCGGCGUGAACAAGUACUCCACGGCGCUGGGUCGCAUCUGGCUGUCCGUGGUGUUCAUCUUCCGCUUGCUGGUGUACGUGGUGGCCGCAGAGGAUGUGUGGCAUGACGAGCAGGACGACUUUGUCUGCAACACCAAGCAGCCAGGCUGCCCCAAUGUCUGCUAUGAUGAGUUCUUCCCCGUGUCCCACGUGCGCCUGUGGGCCCUGCAGCUCAUCCUGGUCACAUGCCCCUCGCUGCUGGUGGUCAUGCACGUGGCCUACCGGGAGGAGCGGGAGCGACGCCACCGCCUGAAGCACGGGCCCAACGCCCGGUCCCUGUACGACAAUGCAGGCAAGAAGCGUGGUGGGCUCUGGUGGACAUACUUGCUGAGUCUCAUCUUCAAGGCCACCGUCGACGCCAGCUUCCUGUACAUCUUCCACCGCCUCUACAAGGAUUACGACAUGCCCCGCGUGGUUGCCUGCUCUGUGGCACCAUGCCCCCACACUGUGGACUGUUUCAUCUCCCGACCCACAGAAAAGAAGGUCUUCACCUACUUCAUGGUGGCCACAGCAGUUAUCUGCAUCCUGCUUAACCUCAGUGAGGUUGCCUACCUGGUGGGCAAGAGGUGUAUGGAGAUCCUGGGCCCCAGGCGCCGGAGAGCCCCAUUCAAGGGGCAUCACUCUGACUUUGCCACCUCAUCCUGCAAGCAGGAUGACCUCCUCUUCGGUGACCUCAUCUUUCUGGAAUCAGACACUCACUCUCUUCUCUUACCAGAUCCCCCUCGGGACCACGUAAAGAAAACCGUGGUGUGAGGGGCUGCCCAGAUUGUGCUGAUGGGUUGCAGCUGGAACAGGAGGGUCAGCAGCACCCCUGCCUGCCGCAGUGGCGCACCAUCAGUGAAUGGGCUGAUGGGGUUGAGCCUGGGGGGGCAAGCUGAGCCUCAAGUUGGAGACAGACGAGAAGGAGAAGUCAGACGCCUGUGAUCAAAUCCCUAUUCCUCCACU
This is a messenger RNA of Loxodonta africana (African savanna elephant), 1088 nucleotides long. Its product is annotated as gap junction beta-4 protein. The transcript has 2 exons. Gene Ontology annotation, cellular component: connexin complex. Lineage: Eukaryota; Metazoa; Chordata; Mammalia; Proboscidea; Elephantidae. Gene Ontology annotation, molecular function: gap junction channel activity. The coding region runs from base 75 to 896 and encodes 273 amino acids. The record is from RefSeq and is a predicted model, not a curated record. Gene Ontology annotation, biological process: cell-cell signaling.